CCUCACUGUCCCUCCUCCUUUAUCCUUCUCAAAGGCGUGGCCCGGGGGAAAAGGCAGUGCAGAACUUCCGUUUCCCAGAAAACCCACCUCAGGCCUGAUUCUCUGCUCGCCCCCAGCUAUAAGGAAGAAGGCUGCCACACAGCCUCCCGCUCAGGGCACUGUGCGGCCCUGCUCCCAACUGCGGGGCCCCGCCCAGGUCACCAGCUGUUGCUCUUUGGAGGCUGCAAGUCAGCGGAACCAGAAGUAGCCGGGCACUGGAGUCCUGGGAAGAUCACGGAGGAACCACCUGCUGCCCCCCAUUUGACGGAACAGCUUGCAAAGCUUGUGAGCAAUGGGCAGGGGUCCCGGCAGGGGCCCGCGGGACUGCGGCAUCACUCCUGUUCUGUGGUGGGGCCCUUUGCUGUGCUGUUUGGUGGAGAGGCUCUGAACAGAGCUAGAGACGCCGUCUGCAAUGACCUCUACAUCUACGAUGCCCGCAAGUCCCCUCCUCUGUGGUUCCACUUCGCCUGUGCAGACCGCGGGCUGAAACGCACAGGCCAUCAGACCUGCCUCUGGAACGAUCAGCUUUACCUGGUUGGGGGUUUUGGUGAGGAUGGCAGGACGGCUAGUCCACAGGCUUGCAUCCUGGACAUCUUGAUCUAAAGAAUGGUGCCAAGACACACUGCCAAGCCUGGUUUGUUGUAAACUCAUAAAGCAUUAUCACCAGAGUUACCUGCCUCGUGUCAAAUGCUCAUUAAACUUCAAUGUGAAAGUCAA
Hipposideros armiger (great roundleaf bat) is the source of this 756-nucleotide messenger RNA. RefSeq names its product kelch domain containing 9 (gene KLHDC9). Gene Ontology annotation, molecular function: cyclin binding. The record is from RefSeq and is a predicted model, not a curated record. The annotation marks the transcript as partial. The transcript has 3 exons. Lineage: Eukaryota; Metazoa; Chordata; Mammalia; Chiroptera; Hipposideridae.